AAACAGUUAGGAAUUCUAACUACCGACGAAUUAAAUAAAUCUUUCUCUUACCUGUGUUCCAUAGCACAACAGCAAUCAUUUCCUAUUGAGUAUAAUUUACUGUCCAAGAAAUUAGAAUUGAAAACUAAAUCCAAAAUCAUAUCACUUUCACCUUUCUUUGAAAAUAAUCUAAUUAGAGUAGGUGGCCGUAUUAGUAACUCUCAAUACUGCUAUAACAAAAAACAUCCAAUUGUGUUGGACUCAUCGCACCACUUAACACGGCUUAUAUUUGAACGUGAGCAUAUACGCACUUUGCAUGCUGGCCCCCAAUCAUUGCUGGCUACUAUUAGAGAGCUUGUUUGGCCUAUCAAUGGAAGGCGCGUCGCACGGCGCACUGUAAAUAACUGCGUACGCUGCCGUCGCGUUCAACCUAAAGCGCUAUGCCCAAAAAUGGGCAAUCUACCACCCCAGCGACUAAUUCCAGACUUUCCUUUUACGUCGGUGGGCUUAGACUUUGCAGGCCCCUUUCAAAUUAUAAAUAGAAAAGGACGUGGUGCCAAAUUAGUAAAGUGUUACUUAUGCCUAUUUGUCUGUAUGAAAUAUAAAUGCAUUCACUUAGAAGCAGUCAGUGAUUUAUCAAAGGACGCCUUUAUCAUGACCUUUAGACGAUUUGUUUCUCGUAGAGGAAAGCCAGUCGAAGUGUUUUGUGACAAUGGGCGUAAUUUCGUUGCAGGUGAUAAGGAAUUGUCUAAUUUUUUAAAACAAAGUAACGUUUCUUUAUCUGAAUUUGCGGCCCAAGAAGGCGUAAGGUUCAAUUUUAUUCCUGCGUACGCUCCUCACUUCGGCGGAAUCUGGGAAUCCGGUGUAAAAUCGGCCAAAUUCCAUUUAAAACGAGUCAUGGGCAAUUCUCAUUUAACCUUUGAAGAAUUGUCUACAUUAUUUGCGCAAGUGGAGGCAGUUUUGAAUAGUCGUCCCUUGUGUCCCCUAUCCAACUCUCCUAACGACUUCCUCUAUCUCUCACCAGGGCACUUCCUCGUGGGGCGACCUCUAACUGCCCUACCCACUCCUACCUUGGAGGAACGUGCUGCCAAUUCUCUAGCACGCUACGCACGGCUCGAGAAAAUUCACCAACAUUUUUGGAACCGGUGGCAAAAGGAGUAUAUAGCCGAACUGCAACAAAGAAGAAAGUGGAAGACAGAGACGGACAAUCAAAGAUUAAAGAUUGGCGACUUGGUGCUCCUUCAAGAAGACCAUGUUCCACCACUCUGUUGGCGUCUCGGUCGAGUCCAGAGACUAUUUCCGGGCUCCGAUGGAAUUUCACGAGUUGCAGAAGUAAACACAACGAGAGGAAGUGUACGACGUCCAUUGGUUCGCCUGUGUCCGCUGCACCCUACUGUAAGUCAGUGCUGAAAGAGGGAUCUUUCAGCGAAGGGGGAAGAUGUUGCGGCCCCAUCAACUCUGCUCGUGGAAUCCACACUCCAUCUGUCUGGUCACAGGAACCGGCCCUCCGUGGAGCUAGAGAAGGGCGGCGGCGCCUGUAGUUUUAAUUACUUUAAAUUGUGUUUUGGUAUAGUUAGAUAGUUUGCUUUAAGAAUAUUAACAGGUACUUUUUGUAUGUGAUUUGUGACGUGUGCCGCCGCUCCAUUCGUCUUUAACCUUUCUAACAGUAAAGUUGUUACCACUCAGCUUUGGUCUUUUAUUAGAUAUAUUAGGCCCA
Hyposmocoma kahamanoa is the source of this 1696-nucleotide messenger RNA. RefSeq lists its product as uncharacterized. The record is from RefSeq and is a predicted model, not a curated record. The transcript has a single exon. Bases 430 to 1389 code for a protein of 319 amino acids. NCBI's taxonomy places the organism in Eukaryota, Metazoa, Arthropoda, Insecta, Lepidoptera, Cosmopterigidae. Gene Ontology annotation, biological process: DNA integration. Gene Ontology annotation, molecular function: nucleic acid binding.